AUGGCCACGCAAGAUCAAGUCACCAAGAGGCUUCAUAUCAGCGGCCUCAAACCGGAAAUCACAGCCGCACAUCUCAGGGACAGGUUCUCCCUCUUUGGGAGUGUCAGCGAUGUCGAGGAAUUGCAGCCCGAUGCUCUUGGCGACCCCCGUCCGUUCACCUACCUUACCCUCCAAACCACCCCUGCCCAGUUGAAGCGCUGCCUGAAUACCAUGUCCGGUUCCCACUGGCGCGGUGCUCUCUUGCGAAUCGCCGAAGCCAAGCCCAAAUUCGACGCACGCCUCCACGCUAUGAACAAUCCCGCUCCCGAAAUCGUCGACAAGAAGAUUGAGCAAAAGCGCAAGAGAGUGAUGAGGGCCAGGGCGGAGGGCGUCGGCAAGUUGGCGCAAGACAUGUACCUUGUCGAUGCUCAGAGAGCUACAAAAAAGAAGUUUUGGGUUGUUGUGGAGGAUGGUGGAGAGACACGGGUGGUCAGGCCUAUGUGUAUGCGUCCCGAUAGACCUAUCGGCGUGCCAGGGAAAAAGAUCGGCCUCAAGAAACGUGCCAUGGCUCCCGCCAGGUCUUUCAGAAAAGUCAUCAAUCCUCUCAAAUGGGGCUCUUCCCUCUCUACCUUCCCUCUAUCCUUUCCCACGUCUAUCGGUGAAGGUGAAUGGGAAUUCGAAGGCUUCUCCGAUGAGGAAGAAGAAGAGGACGAGGACGGCCGAGUGCCCAUCGGCGUUUGGCGAAAGGUCGUCGACUCCGAGGUUGUGGACGAAGAGGUGGUCAGAGGCAAGAAGAGACGGGUGGAGAGCGAUGGUAUGGACUUCGACUAUGGUAUCGACCUCGCUCUCGACGACUUUGCCGUCGGAUCCACCGCCAGCACCCCUCUCUUCGGUCAUCGAGAGCUUCCCACCGGACGCGAGUCCUCGCCUCUGUUCCCUUCUCAUCGGGAAGAGAGAGAGGCAUCUCCCCUGUUCCCAUCUCACCAACAAGAGAGGGAGAUAUCUCCCCUUUUCACCUCCCGAGCUCCUCCUGCUGAAGAGGCAGAUGAGGAGGAGGUCGAAGCCAAGUCUUCGCCCUUGUUCGCCUCUAGAGCCGUCGAAGCAUCUGUAGAACCGGAAGAGUCAUCCUCUGCCGAAUCAUCCCCUCUUUUCCCCACUCGCGACCUUCCCCGCUCUGCCAACCCUUCGCCUUCUACCCAAGCGGCACGAUCAUCUCGUCCUCCUUCUCUGAGGCUUGAUACCCCUAUCUCUUCGUCCCCCGAGCCUGAGCUCGAAGUAACCGUCCCGACUACUACUCGUCUACCAACUCCCCCGCCGUCUUCCCUUCCCAAACCUCUUGUUCAUCAAGCAAAGCAAGAGAAAACCGCGGCUCUUUCUGUCUUGGACGGUCUUCUCGACUCUUUCCAGGUGUCGCCGGAGAGGGAGAAGCUCGGGAGGGAUAGCUUUAGGGGUUUCUUAGAGGAGAGUGACAGCGAGGAAGAUGGAGAGGUGGAGAUUGGACGGGGCAAGAAGAAGGAGAAGAAGGGGGUGCCGGCCGAGUCGGUGGUAGAGAAAGACGAAGAGAUAGUAGUCGAGGAGCCUGAUCUUGCUCCCCCACCUCAAGAGGCGACCGAGCCGUCAGACUCGUCCGAAGGCUCGUCAUCGUCGUCAAGCGGGAGCGAUGAGAGCUCGGAGGACGAGAAGAUGGAUGUCGACAAGCCUGCGGGAGAUGACAAGAAGGAAGAGUCCGGUGAUGAUUCAAGCGAGGGGUCUAGUGAAGAUUCUAGUGAGGAGUCGGGCAGUGGAUCAGGAAGUGGGUCCAGCUCUGGUUCUGGGGACGAUUCAAGUGAUGAUUCUUCGGAUUCAUCGUCGUCGGAUUCGGACUCGGACUCGGACUCUGAAUCCGACUCGGACGACUCUUCAGACGAUUCAGAGUCGGAUUCGGAUGAACCUGCCAAGCCCCCCGCCGUCGACCAACCUGCUCAACCUUCUACUCUCAAAUCCAUGUUCGCCCCUGCUCCCGCCACCACAUCCACUUCUCUCUUCGGUCUCCCGUCGUCCACCCCAGCUACCAACAGCGCAGGAUUCUCACUUCUCGCCAACCUCGCACCAGAUGUCGAGCUGGAUGACGACUUUGACAUCCCUCUGCCCUCCAUCUCUGGCCCUUCUCGCCCUGCUCAGGGUGAGGAUGAGCUUCAGCCGUUGCCUAUGGUGGCUGGUGGUCGCGGCAAGGUCAAGCUGGAUCUGGAGACAGCGGGCGAGACGCCCUUGUUCUUCACUUUGCCUGGUGACAGAGAAGGAGCUGAGCGAGAGAAGGGAAGGAAGAAGGGCGAGAGCAGGAAUGGUUUCAACGAGCUGUUUUUUGGUCUUCCCAAGCCCGAGGUGGAGGAAGCAGAGGAAGGCUACGGGGGACGAGGAGGACAUGGAGCGCGUGGAGGACAGACGCAAGGAGGCUUUGGGCAGGGAGGCGAUGCGCAAGGUCAAGGUUGGGGUCAAACUCAGGAUUCUGGUUAUCGCACCCGACUCCAUCCUUCUCAACUCCACCCAGACCUUCCUGAAGGCGAAGAGCCUCCUAUCUUGGGCUUCUUCUCUCAGCCGAGAGAGGAUACGAAAGCUAUGAAGGCGUUAUGGGAAGGAGAGAAGGCGGCUUUGACGCAGGGUUGGAAGAGGAGGCACAGGGAAGCUAGGAAGAUGAGGAGGAGAAAGGGUGGAGAAGAGGGAGAUUAG
Molecule: messenger RNA, 2685 nt
Organism: Cryptococcus wingfieldii CBS 7118
Lineage: Eukaryota; Fungi; Basidiomycota; Tremellomycetes; Tremellales; Cryptococcaceae
Exons: 2
Coding region: 1-2685 (894 amino acids)
Molecular function (GO): RNA binding
Source: RefSeq, a predicted model, not a curated record